Ipomoea nil (Japanese morning glory) is the source of this 2161-nucleotide messenger RNA. Its product is annotated as probable WRKY transcription factor 3. The coding region runs from base 229 to 1791 and encodes 520 amino acids. The transcript is spliced from 4 exons. Gene Ontology annotation, biological process: regulation of DNA-templated transcription. The record is from RefSeq and is a predicted model, not a curated record. NCBI's taxonomy places the organism in Eukaryota, Viridiplantae, Streptophyta, Magnoliopsida, Solanales, Convolvulaceae. Gene Ontology annotation, molecular function: DNA-binding transcription factor activity; sequence-specific DNA binding.
GUCUGUACAUCAUUAUGGAGUAAAAAAUACACUGUUUGUAUAGAUAGAGAGAGAGGCGAGGAAGAAGACGACGGCACGGCACGGCGACGACUUUCAGUUCUAGAAAGAGAAAGUGACGGCAAAAAGAACCGACGAAGAAAUUUACUCUUAUUUGAGAUUUGAAAAGGGAUAGUGGUUGGUUUAACACGAAAUUUGUUUGUGAGUGGGCGGUGGAAAUUGGCGAAUUCAAUGGCUAAGAACGACGGAGGAUCAUCCUCAUCCGCGGCUUCGAGAUCGGCUCCGGAGCGGCCGACGAUUACUCUGCCGCCGCGGAGUUCGGUGGAGAGUUUGUUUACGGGCGGGUUUAUGAGUGGGAUAAGCCCCGGGCCUAUGACUCUAGUGUCGAAUUUUUUCUCGGAGGGAGAUUCCUACUCUGAGUGCCCCUCCUUCUCCCAGUUGUUAGCUGGCGCCAUAGCUUCUCCCGUGGCUCUGGGAGGUGUUCGGCCGCCGCCGCCGCUUCAGCCUGUUGAGGCGAAGGAGGAGUCCGGUACUGGAAGCGGUGGAGAUGCAGAUUUUAGAUUGAAGCAUAAUCGGCCGGCAGGGUUGGCGAUAACUCAACAGUCAAUGUUUACCAUACCGCCUGGUUUGAGCCCGGCGACUUUGCUUGAUUCACCCGGAUUUAGUCUUCUCUUUUCGCCUGGCCAGGGCCCUUUUGGAAUGUCUCAUCAGCAAGCACUUGCUCAAGUUACAACUCAGGCUGCACAGGCUCAAGUCCAAAUGCAUAUUCAACCUGACUACCCUUCUUCAUCAGCAGCUCCUGCAACAUCAUAUUCACAGCUACAGACUAUAGCAUCAAAUGCAACAAUAAAUCAACAGGUGCCUUCUCAAGCAUCUGGUCAUAAUAUCAUGAAAGAAUCAUCUGAAGUUUCCCAUUCUGAUCAGAGAAUAGAACCAGCUUCCUUUCCUGUUGACAAACCUGCUGAUGAUGGUUACAACUGGAGAAAGUAUGGACAGAAGCAUGUCAAGGGAAGUGAAUUUCCUCGAAGUUACUAUAAGUGUACACAUCCAAAGUGUCCAGUCAAGAAGAAGGUUGAACGCUCUCUCGAGGGCCAAAUAACUGAGAUUAUAUACAAGGGUCAACACAACCACCCACCGCCUCAAAACAGAAAAGGGGCAAAGGAUCCUGGAAACUCCAAUGGGCCCCUUCAAUGUGGCUCUGAACUGAGCUCUGAAGGCCUGACAACAAAUUUUAACAAGCCCAAGGAUCAAGAAUCAAGUCAAGCUACACAUGAACAUGUGUCUGGAUCAAGUGAAAGUGAAGAAGUGGGAGAUGCAGAAACUAGAGCAGAUGGUGGAGGUGAUGAUGAACGUGAAUCAAAGCGGAGGGCCAUAGAAAUGCCGGUUCCAGAUCCAGCUACAUCUCAUCGGACAGUUACAGAACCAAGGAUUAUUGUUCAGACUACUAGUGAAGUUGAUCUUUUAGAUGAUGGAUACCGGUGGCGAAAAUAUGGUCAGAAAGUUGUUAAAGGGAACCCCUACCCAAGAAGCUACUAUAAAUGUACAAGUCCCGGGUGUAAUGUACGAAAACACAUUGAGAGGGCCGCAAAUGAUCCUAAAGCUGUCAUAACAACAUAUGAGGGCAAGCAUAACCAUGAUGUUCCUGCUGCUAGGAACAGCAGCCACAACACAUCAAACAACAAUACCAUGCCACACAACGUGGCAGGUCAACAGCUGGCUGCAAUUAGAACAGACUAUUCUAGCAAUGAACAGCAAGUAGCUCUCUUACGAUUCAAAGAAGAACAGAUUACAUAAUAUAUGGGGUUUCACUCAACAGACGGUUGAGAAGGAAGCUAGCAGGCAAUGGCACAUUUCCCGCAAAGCAAGAUAGAGAAACACAAAAUAUAUUGGAACAGACCCAAUACUUGUUGUUCUACUCAGCUACAACCUACAGGUUAUGGAUCAAGAAGAAAUUGCCCAUGAUGUUUCACAUAGAAACCACUUUAAAAUCUUAUUCUUUUUGUAAAUGCCUUAUAUUUAUGAAUUUAUCCCAAAGGUUUUACUGUUUCUUGCCGUGGAAUGAUCGGUGAUCGUUUCAUUUGUUGUCGAUCAUUUCAAACUCAAACUCAUGUUGAUGAUUUGAUAGUUGGUUUUAAGAUUUUGUGAAAAGGUUUGUACACCAAAA